This is a messenger RNA of Neltuma alba, 1311 nucleotides long. Its product is annotated as ELMO domain-containing protein A-like. Lineage: Eukaryota; Viridiplantae; Streptophyta; Magnoliopsida; Fabales; Fabaceae. Bases 393 to 1208 code for a protein of 271 amino acids. The record is from RefSeq and is a predicted model, not a curated record. The transcript is spliced from 9 exons.
ACUAAAUUUACUCAUUUGCAGCCCACGUCUCAAUUUCAACGACUCCAUUGGUGAGGAUUUGGCUGCAGAGAGGUCUUGAGGAAUAAGUUCUUUUUUCAGAAGGUAGUUCGAUGAUGAAAGAGAUGCGGUUUUUAAAAUGGUGUCUGCUCACAGAAGCUUGGGUUAAUCAUUAAACCGAAAUCCAUUGGAUUAAGUAAUUGAAUAGUAUCAUCAGAUGAACAAAAGAAGGCAGCAAGCGCAUUGGAUUGAAACUGAUCGAACUCAUUUACUGGACUCAAAUAAAUUACAGGGUAAUGCUUCCCAGUAUCAUCAAUCCAAAACUGGACGCUGCAGAUUUGGCGCUGUUUGACCACAAUUUCUACAGCCAAGCCAACCUGGGCUGUAGGUAAUCAAUGAGCAGUCAACACAAUUCAGUUUCUAAUCAAAACAUCUUAAUUUCUCCUUUCAUCGCCAUGAAAAAUCACCGGCGACAUUUCUCUGUGGAUGCCAUAGCAGGCGCUGCAAAUGCUAUGGUUGAACACGGAUCGUGGAUUGUUGGAUUCUUUCUCCGCCCAACCACCAAACAAAAUGGAAAAUUUCAUGAAUGUCUCUGUCCUCUUCAGGAGAGGAGACUUCACAGGCUUCAAGAACGACUGCUGGUGCCUUUUGAUGAGACUCGCCCUGAUCAUCAGGAAGCGUUGAGAGCGUUGUGGCAUUGUGCCUUUCCGAAUGUUUCCUUGAGAGGAAUGAUAUCUGAACAAUGGAAAGAUAUGGGAUGGCAAGGUUCUAAUCCAUCCACCGACAUCAGGGGAUGUGGCUUUAUUUCCGUUGAAAAUCUGCUCUUUCAUGCACGGACAUAUCCGGCAUCCUUUCAUCGGUUAUUAUACAAGAAAGACGGAAAGCGAUCAGCGUGGGAAUAUCCAUUUGCUGUCGCUGGCAUUAACAUAUCAUUCAUGUUGAUACAUCUGUUGGAUUUAUGCUCGGACAAGUCUCAGACUGCUGCCGGCUCAAACUUUAUGAAGUUUUUAAAAGAAGAAGAAGAAGCAUUCGAUGUUUUAUACUGCAUAGCUUUCGAGAUGAUGGAUGCCAAUUGGCUGGCUAUGAAUGCUUCCUACAUGAAUUUCAACGAGGUUCUACAAGCAACCCGAGAGCAACUAGAGAGAGACUUGUCUCUAGAAUACAUUAACAGAAUACGAGACCUUCCAGCUUACAGUUUAUUGUACCAAUAGCUUUUUCUCCCAUGUCAUCCAGAUUCAUUAAACUCACAUUCUGAGUAGUUUCUUUGUAAAUAGUGCCGUAAGAUCCAUGGCCAAGAAUUAUUUGAACUACAGU